UUCUUUAUUUUUCGUUCCCAUCUGUUUUUUGUUUUUCAAAAGACUUUUGGUGCAAAUCAGAGAAGAAGGCCACCGUUUGGAAGUAAAACCCGGCUGACCGAGCGGUGCUUCAGGAAGACGGAGCGUCCUCUUUCUCUUCGCCUCUCUGCAGCAGCAGGAAACAUGCAGGGCUUCAGCCGCCGUGGGAAGAUGUUGCUGCAUGUCUGCUUCAUGGUCUCAGCUUGCUGCGGUGGUUUUCCUGCCGCCGUGGCGGAGUUCUCCCUGCGGCAGCCUGCGGUGGUCGCCGGCCCGCUGGGCCAGAACGUCCUGCUGCCCUGCCAGCUGCUGGACUCCCAGCGGGAGAAGCUCCUCAACCGGCCCGUCCUGUACUGGGAGGUCAAUGGGAAACAGCUGCCGUUUAACGAGAACAAAAUCUCCUCCAGUCCCAACAAAUCUAUUGAGCUGACGGAGGUGCGGUGGUCCGACGGCGGGACGUACGAGUGCAAACUGUCCAUCCGAACCGACAAGAGAGGAAGCUUCAGGCUGAGGGGAAACAAAACCACGCUCAUCGUCCACGAUGCCAUGACCUUUGACCUCUGCAGCCGCCAUGAUUCCCUGCUGCGCUGUGAGGUCACCGUGUCGCAGGAUCCGGGUUUGACUCUGACGCUGAGCAGAAACGGCUGCGUCGUGCAGAGCUCCGCCCCCUCAGAGCGCCGCGCCGCCAACGGCACCGUCACUCUGGCUGCAACCGUCCCCCUGACCGGCAACGGGCAAUACGGCUGUCAACUGAAGCUGCACGACGUCCUGAUAACCAGCAGCAACUUCCACAGCCAGCAAACGGCAGCUGGAGAAGAUAGAAAAGAUGCAACAUCAACAUAUGAGCGGCGCCGGUACCCGGAGCCGUGGUUCCUCUACGCGGGCCUCCUGCUGGUGCCGGCCCUGGUUCUGCUGGCCUUGGCGGCGGCCAUGUUGAUGUGCAGAUGAGUUCUCCGGUCCGGCUCGUCUCGGUUCCUCUUCCUCUGAACUCACGUCUAGUUUCUAUGAAACUGUUAGGAAAGUUGACAUUAAAAAUGUUUUAAAAAAUAAAACUUUUCUCACUUCA
Molecule: messenger RNA, 1081 nt
Organism: Gambusia affinis (western mosquitofish)
Lineage: Eukaryota; Metazoa; Chordata; Actinopteri; Cyprinodontiformes; Poeciliidae
Exons: 6
Coding region: 163-963 (266 amino acids)
Source: RefSeq, a predicted model, not a curated record